Mauremys mutica (yellowpond turtle) is the source of this 1817-nucleotide messenger RNA. RefSeq lists its product as uncharacterized. The transcript has 3 exons. The coding region runs from base 620 to 1372 and encodes 250 amino acids. Lineage: Eukaryota; Metazoa; Chordata; Testudines; Geoemydidae. The record is from RefSeq and is a predicted model, not a curated record.
UCGGGCUUAGUGGUUAGAGUGGGGAGCGGGGGAAUCAGUGUGCCUGAGUUACAUCCCUAGCUCUGCCAGUGAUUCACUGGGUCACUCGGGGUGAGUCACAGCACCACUUACUGCCUCAGUUUCCCCACAUCCAACUUGAGAACCAACCCAUUAAUAGCUGCCUGAGCCACACUCCAGACAGGGGGUCCACAGAAUAACCAGGACAGAGAGAAACAUCCAGCCAUGCCCUCUCUAGAGUGACCCCCUUUCCCCCUCAUCCAGUGGAUCUUAUCUCGGCCUCCCCACCGCAGGAGCUGUCAGGUCCCAGGCUCUGUCUAUAUCACUGAGCCUAUGCCAACAUAAUCCGGUCCCCGUCACCAUAGCAUCUGACUGCCUCACAGUCUUUGCUGCAUUUAUCCUCACACACCCCAGGGAAGUAGAGCCAGGCUAUUAUCCCCAUUGAACAGCGCAGGAACUGAGGCACAGAAAGACUAAGUGACUUGUCCAAGAUCACACAGGAAGUCUGUGGCAGAGCCGGGAAGUGAAACAGGUCUCCCAAGUUUCAGACUAGUGCCCUGACCAACAGACCAUCCUUCUUCUCUUGUGGAAGCAAGCCCCCUGGUGUCAGAGGAGAGGCGUGAUGACCCCGAUGCCCAUCCCAAAGCUUUUGACUCUUUUAGGGCUUAUCUGCAAAGUGAAGUUAUUCUGGACUAAGCAGCCCCCAGACGCAGGAUCACACCCAGGCCUCACGCCUCAGGGGCCAGGCCCAGCCUUGUUCUACCCGGCAGGGCCCGCUCUCAGCAUCCCUCCAGCCCCUUGGGCAUCUGGGAAUAUUGUUGCACAAGAGCACAACUACUGCAGCUGGCCAGACUCUGAGGGCAGUGUGCGAAGAGCCCCCAACUCAGAGAGAGUGGGGCUGGCCUCAGUCAGAAGCAGAUGGCAAACACGUCAGGACCCAGGGUACAAAGCUAGUCAGCGACCCUGGGCCUCUAUGCCCCCCGGACCCACAACAGCCAGCGUCUUCUGCAGCCGCCAGCCCCUCAGGGUGAGGAGGAGGGCAAAGGCCCAGGUUGUUCAGCCACUCCAGAUCCAUGGCCUAUCCCUGGGCCAGUAUCAGCAGCUGUUCCGCUCACUGGUGGAACGGGAGCUGGGUCCAGCAGAGACCCCAGGCCAUGGGCUAGAAUGGGGCCGCAGGAUCAAAGAGCAGCUGUUCUACGCUGUGGGCUGCCCCCGCUACCGGCAGCUGGUGGGUCCCGACGGGCAUGUCCGGGUGGUGGAGUAUGCACACCGCACUGGGCACAGGCAGGCCCCACCCCACUAUGACAUCGACACUGGGGAUGAGGAGCCACCUGACACCGAGGAGGCACCAGGCCCAGUUGAGCCUUCACCCUAAGAGGCCAAUCCUGCAGAGCCCAGCUGGGCCCAGCCCCAUGCAGGCAAACCUCUGUCAAUUACACUGUGAACCUGGCAGCGUGUGAUCUAUGUCCUGUCUGUUGUGAAGGGACCGAGGUGGAGCUGAGUCUGGGUCCAGCCAGGUCAUUGUUCCCAGCUCUGGUUUUCUUGAUUGCCCUCCCAGGCAUGGACCCCAUGGGGCUCUGCAGUCCAGCUGCCCUCGCCCCCAGAACUGAUGCCCCAGGUCUUCUGAACCCCUAGUUACUUACACACACAUCCCACUGGCUGUGGGUGCUCUGGGCUUCUAGUUUAACCUCUUGAGGGACAAUACGACAGGAAUGCAGGGAACACAGAGUUAGCAAAGGCAGCUCUGAACCACAGUCACUUUACUCUUUCAAAGCGCUCAAUAGUAACGGAUCUCUGGAAAAUAACAAAAGUCCAAAACC